Tinamus guttatus (white-throated tinamou) is the source of this 264-nucleotide messenger RNA. The record is from RefSeq and is a predicted model, not a curated record. Lineage: Eukaryota; Metazoa; Chordata; Aves; Tinamiformes; Tinamidae.
AUGGGGAAUCUUCAUCCAUGUAAAGGCCAGGUUUUGCAAAGAGCAGCGAUGAAGAGGAAGCUGGUGCCCUCGGGGAUGCAGUUGGUUCUUCUCGUUUUAUUGGUGUGGCUGCCAACAAGAUCAGUGCUGGCUGACUCGCUGGAAGACGAAGCUAAGAAUAACAUCACCAUCUUUACAAGAAUUCUAGACAGACUUCUGGAUGGUUAUGAUAAUCGUCUUAGACCUGGAUUAGGAGGUACAGUUGCUUACGUCUAGCUGCCUGCC